GGUUAGGGUGCGCGGCGGAUGGGAGGGAGUUGAUGUGAUUGUCGGAGAGGACAAAGAUGGCGGCGGCGGCAGUAGUGGAGUUCCAGCGGGCUCAGUCCUUAGUCAGCACCGAUCGGAACGCGUCUAUAGACAUCCUGCAUAGUAUCGUGAAACGAGAUAUCCAGCAAGAAGAUGAAGAAGCUGUUCGUGUUAAGGAGCAGAGCAUUCUGGUGCUUGGGGGGCUCCUAGCCAAAACGGGGCAGGCAGCGGAACUCGGGGGUUUGCUGAAAUAUGUUAGACCAUUCCUGAAUUCAAUCAGUAAAGCUAAGGCUGCACGGUUGGUUCGAUCGCUGCUCGACAUGUUUCUGGAUAUGGAAGCAGCUACUGGCCAGGAGGUUGAAUUAUGUUUAGAAUGCAUUGAGUGGGCGAAAUCUGAGAAGAGGACGUUCCUGCGACAGGCUUUGGAGGCUCGCUUGGUUUCUCUGUACUUUGACACUAAGAGGUACCAGGAGGCAUUGCAAUUAGGAUCACAGUUGCUUCGCGAACUGAAGAAGAUGGAUGAUAAGGCACUUUUGGUGGAAGUUCAACUGUUAGAGAGCAAGACAUAUCAUGCACUGAGUAAUUUGCCAAAGGCACGAGCUGCUCUGACCUCAGCGCGAACAACUGCAAAUGCCAUCUAUUGUCCACCAAAACUACAAGCAGCACUCGAUAUGCAGUCAGGUAUUAUCCAUGCUGCUGAAGAGAAGGAUUGGAAGACUGCAUAUUCUUACUUUUACGAGGCAUUCGAAGGCUAUGACUCUAUUGAUAGCCCUAAAGCUAUUACCGCAUUGAAAUAUAUGCUACUCUGCAAAAUCAUGUUAAAUACGCCAGAGGAUGUGCAUACAUUAGUGAGUGGGAAGCUUGCUCUCCGAUAUGCUGGACGACAGACUGAUUCACUAAAAUGUGUAGCUCGAGCAAGCAAGAAUCGGUCUCUGGCUGAUUUUGAAAAGGCUUUAACAGAUUUCCAAGCAGAACUGCGGGAUGAUCCAAUUAUAACCACGCAUUUGGCAAAACUAUAUGAUAACUUACUGGAGCAGAAUCUUAUCAGAGUGAUUGAGCCUUUCUCCAGAGUUCAGAUAGAGCACAUAGCAACCAUCAUAAAAUUAUCCAAGGGUGACGUGGAAAGAAAACUCUCCCAAAUGAUCUUGGAUAAGAAGUUUCAUGGUAUUCUAGACCAAGGCGAGGGAGUCCUCAUUGUGUUUGAUGAGCCUCCAGUAGACAAAACAUAUGAAACUGCGCUUGAAACAAUCCAGAAUAUGAGUAAAGUAGUGGACUCUCUCUACAACAAGGCAAAAAAACUGACAUAGCGUUCCUGACUGAAUGACGAGAUAUAAAGAGAACUGCAUUUCCGCACCUUCCCAAGAGUGGCAUUCAGUUCUACCAUAUUUUCACUCGCAGCGUGCGGUGUGGUUACUGGUUUUGGGACCCUCGCCUCAGUGCGCAAUGGAAUAGUAGGAUAUUUAGUCAAAAACUACCAGGAGCAAGUACAUUGAACUUCAGUGCCUCAAACACAAUGCUCUUGCUUGAUUCCAGAUUUACAUACCAUAACCAGGAAUUGUAUGAAUUGAUAAUGUUAGGAGAGAUAAGAUGUGUACGUCUUGAGAAGCUUCAUUAUCCCAAAGAAAAAUUAUUGUUAUUUCACAGCUAAUUUUGUACUCUAGUAUCUGAUUCUUUAAUAAUCCAAUCCAAUUGAUUAAUGAUUUGUUAUAUAACAAAUCAAGAUUAAGUAGACUUUUAAAGAUUUUUGUUUGCUAAUGCUGCUUCAAUGAUUUGCUGUUUGUAGUGAUCACCAAGUAAUUUAUAGUUUGGUGCAGGUGUAUCUUGUAUAUAUUAUUGGGAGGGUUUUUAAGCUUGAAUGCAGUUUUCAUGGUGCUACAUUUGAUUGAUCUGACUUAGAAUGUGUGGAUUUUGUGCAUGAUCUCUUCCAUUAACUGCACCUCUUUUAAUAUAUUUAUUAUAUCUGAAAUAUUGGAUGAUGUUGAGGACAUGUUGACAUUUCCACAAUUAAUAAACUCCAUCUUUGAUCUGGUG
This is a messenger RNA of Amblyraja radiata (thorny skate), 2049 nucleotides long. RefSeq names its product 26S proteasome non-ATPase regulatory subunit 11. Gene Ontology annotation, molecular function: protein binding. The coding region runs from base 57 to 1325 and encodes 422 amino acids. The transcript has 14 exons. The record is from RefSeq and is a predicted model, not a curated record. Lineage: Eukaryota; Metazoa; Chordata; Chondrichthyes; Rajiformes; Rajidae.